AUGCCGACCUUCCCCACAGGCAGACCGUUCUGUUUUGCCAACCUCCUCUUAAUCCUCCUCUUCCUCGGUUCCUCCGGCGUUCACGCGGCUUCUCUCAGAGAGCACAGACUGCGGGGAAGCGAAUCAGACUCCCAGAGAGAAAAUGUCCACCAGGCUCCUAAUGCUGACAUGCUCAAAGCUUUGGAGUACAUAGAGAGCCUCCGUCAAAGAACCAGCACAGACUCCCAGCAGCAUGCCCCUGUCGCUGCAGGCUAUGAUGGCAGCCACAUGGAUGAUGUGGAGAAGCUGCGUGCCAUGCUGAGACUGGCUUCUAACCCUAUGCAGAGCAAAGAUGAGGACGAGGAAGAGGAGGAGGGGAGGGAAGAUAAGAGUGAAGAGCUGCUCCAGGCUGUGCUCAGCACCCUCCAGCAGACAGAAAAGGCCUCCAAGCCAGCUUCACUUCGCCCCGGAAUCGAAGGAGCAGGCCUAAAUGACGGCAUGUACCCCAGGGUGCCGCAGAAGCAGCAUAGCAUCAGGCCUCACAAGAAGCUGCCGCUAAUGUUCGAGGAUGAGGAAGAGGGCGAGGGGGAUGAGGAAGAGGAUGAGGACCAGCCAGAUCUGGAGCACGAGAGCCCCUUCAAACGCACCAACGAGAACGUGGAGGAGAAGUAUACGCCUCAGAACCUGGCAACCCUGCAGUCUGUGUUCGACGAACUGGACAAGCUGACCACUGCGAAGACCGUGCAUAAACGGCAAGAUGAAGAGGAGGACGUGGAGGAUGAUGACGAGGAAGAAGAUGAUGAUAUGUUUAAUGUGAGGAACGUGGCGUACGACGGCGUGGGCGGGGAUCUCUCGGACUGGGGUCCGCUACAAGAACAAGAAGAGGAGGAGGAGGAGGAAGAGGAGGAGGAGAGGGACAACAAACAUGAGGCCAACCGAGGGCUUGAUUACGUUGAUGAUAAUGAUGAAGAAGCUGAUGAGGAUGAUGAAGAAGAAGAUGAUGAAAGCUACCCAGUUAAGAGGUCAAACGAUCCAGAUGAUGUUGCUAACCUGGUGGACUAUUACCUUCUGAAAGUGCUGGAGAAAACAGAGGAAGAAGAGCAGAAACGGGAGAUAGAGGAAGAGGAGAAAGAGAGGGCUGAGAGGAGAGUGGCUCAGACACAGUACAGGGAUAACAUAGAUCCACAGGCCAUCUACCAGCUCAUUCAGAUCUCCCAAAAAUAUCAGAUCCCACCUGAAGACCUGGUGGACAUGCUCAAAACCGGAGAAACGACGAAUCAAGACAAUACACGAAAGAGCAAAGGAUUAGAAAGAGCGGAGAACAGGCUCUCUCAGAUAUCCUCAAAGAAAACACACAAGAUUCCUGACGUGAAAUUCUACAACAGGCGCUUUCCUGAUCGACAAAAGACCCCAGAAGAGCUGAGGACAGAAGAGAUACUCAACAUCCUGGGGAUGGGGGGCGGUGAAGACCGAGCUCCUGUCAGGAAGCAGAAGCAGUACAAAAGCUCACUGUCACGACUUCACACUCAGUCUCUGGGGCGUUCGGGGGAAUCCGCUCCCACGCAACGGCGCCCUCCCAGCACAUUAAAGGACGACUAUGACGACACCGUGGACGAGGAUGAGCUGGCGGCGUAUUUAGCAGCUCAGAUGCUGGCGCGGUAUCCAAACCCCGUGUACAGCAACAACAACAAGGCGAGCCAAAAGCGGGAGGAAGUCGGACAGAGCGUGACGGGCUCUUUUGAACAGGCGAUUCAGGAUUAUUUUGAUCAAAUGGACUCGGACAAAAGCCCAAAUGAAAAGAGACAGUCUGAGGAUGAUGAGAGGGGCGGUGACACACAGAUGCAAGGCUUUGAUAAUGAGGCGGUGAUGAAACUACUGAGCUACCUGAACCCAGAAACUGAAGAGAGUGAUACUGAUGCCAAAACUGCCCAUGGAAUAUAA
Molecule: messenger RNA, 1920 nt
Organism: Chelmon rostratus (copperband butterflyfish)
Lineage: Eukaryota; Metazoa; Chordata; Actinopteri; Chaetodontiformes; Chaetodontidae
Gene: scg2a
Product: secretogranin II a
Exons: 1
Coding region: 1-1920 (639 amino acids)
Cellular component (GO): secretory granule
Source: RefSeq, a predicted model, not a curated record